AUGUAACGAGAGAGACUAAGUAUAAAAAUAAAGUUAUUUUUAUUCUUUGGUGGCCUUCCGUGAGACUGUAUACAACUGUACAUUUUAUAAGGAGAAUGAUGUUUACAUUCUUAUCAAUGUGUCAAAAGACCCACAGCAGGAUCUAUUCGUCAAUCAAUCGUGAAAAGUUCCUGUUACUAGGUGCUGCGAUUAAUAAUUAUGAAAAUGUGCCACUGCGCAGCAAGUCAUUCAAACGUCACCUUGAUUACUCAAAUGUGCCGAAGCUGGAUGAAGCCGACCUCGAGGAACAGUUCAUUCGUGGCUGGGGUCCAGGUGGUCAGGCGACAAACAAGACGAAUAAUGCUGUAAUGUUAAAGCAUAAACCAACAGGCCUCGUUGUUAAGUGUCACGAGACGAGGAGUCUGUUGGAAAACAAGAAACGAGCACGCGAGAUUAUGAUAACGAAGCUUGAUAAUUUGCUGAACAAGGAGCGUUCCAUCGAAGCUCAGAUACGCAUCCUCGAGAAAAAAGGACAAGCUCAAAAAGAAUAUAAAAGAAGAAAGCUAGCAGAGAUGAAAAAAGCCUUUCAAGAACGCGAAGGUUUGACGUAAUGUUAGACUUAUUUUAUGUAAAUUUCCUCCAGGAGGUGUACAUGUAUAAAUUUUAGUUUUAAAAAUAAAUAUAAAAUACACGUA
Molecule: messenger RNA, 674 nt
Organism: Nylanderia fulva
Lineage: Eukaryota; Metazoa; Arthropoda; Insecta; Hymenoptera; Formicidae
Product: mitochondrial translation release factor in rescue
Biological process (GO): translational termination
Cellular component (GO): mitochondrion
Molecular function (GO): translation release factor activity
Source: RefSeq, a predicted model, not a curated record